CCGACCCCGCUGGCCAACAGCUGCAAUGAGCCCUGCAUCCGGCGCUGCCAGAACUCCACCAUCGUCAUCCAGCCCUCCCCCGUGGUGGUGACCCUGCCCGGCCCCAUCCUCAGCUCCUUCCCGCAGAGCACCGUUGUGGGCUCCUCCACCUCUGCUGCCGUUGGCAGCAUCCUCAGCUGUGACGGAGUGCCCAUCAACUCUGGCUGCUGUGACCUCUCCUGCAUCACCAGCUGCUAUCGUGGCAGCAGAAGGUGCCCCCCUUGCUAA
Pelecanus crispus (Dalmatian pelican) is the source of this 267-nucleotide messenger RNA. The record is from RefSeq and is a predicted model, not a curated record. Lineage: Eukaryota; Metazoa; Chordata; Aves; Pelecaniformes; Pelecanidae.